UUCAGGAUGCUGACGAUGGAGAUGCAUGAAAUAAACACCACUGUCAGCAGCGUCUUUCUUGUACUUCCCUGAAGAAGGGACGUCCAUCUAAUGUCCUUAAAGGGAGGAAUGGUGUUGCUGUCUCGGUGGUCGUCGAGUGUGUGUGCGUGUGUGUGUCGGGGGGCACGGUCCACUGAACUACCCCUGCCGUGACGACAACAGGGGGGAACCAAGCUAGCACUCCCGCCCCUUCACCAACAACAUUGAGGCUGGAAAGCUGAGACCCAUCCCUUCCCGUAUCAAGGGAAGACACCACCCAGGCUGUCCCGAGCAGCGUUUGCUUGGUGGGGAGGGGGCGUGCAAGUGGAAGUGUGCCGCAGUGAGCAUAAUCUGAUAAGCUUAUCCUCUCCUCCUCCUCCUGCACUGCGAUCCAGGAUGUCACUGCUGGGAGAAAAGUGGGUGCAGGAGGGAAUUCUUAGCACCCUGAUGCCGCCUGUUUUUGCAUCUGCGGGUGCAAUGGCGACAACACGCCUCACUUGAAUGUAUCAUUGCAGCAGCAACGUGCACGCUGAGGUGAAGUUGCACGAACAAUUUGUGGAGGAGAUGCUGUGGAUCCUAAACACCCCCAAGGCCGACUAUUGGGAGCUGCCGAAGUGCGUCACUGCAUGCAAAGUGCUGCAGGUAAGCCAGCCGACUCUCCCCGGGAGGACUGCUGCUCAUCCCCCGCACACGAUGUCGGCUCUCAAGGCGAGCGACUAACACGAGCACCCGGGAUGGAAGCGGCGGAGGAUUCGAGCAAAGCUCCGCCACUCCUUGGAUCGUCGUUUUGCUCAGCACCGGAUUUGGACUCUGACAUCAACGCUAAUGCCUUCAGGCCCAUCUACGAGAACGGAGCGGAUGACAAUAUCAACAUCCAGAGCACAGCCCUGCGAGGGGCCAGCGACCCCAGCGCCUACCCCUCCGCGGACUACCGUGGGCUGGUCCGCCAGAGGUUCAUUCGGCGGAGUUUGUGGGUGUCAGACUCCGACGAGCAUGCCGUGGACACGGCGGAGUGUGUGCACAGCACCCCGGCGCUCAACAUUGACCUGCGCUCCAUUGUCGGCCGGACUCGAACUCGCGCUCUGCAUGCGAGCCGCCUCCAGGACAACUCCACGCCGGAGGGGGAAGUCACGGACAGCGGCCCUGGGAGCGCGGGAUCCCGCCAGGAGGAGAAAGGUGACACCCGCCGAAGCGAGGUCAAGGAAGAGGGCGUGUCCUGUGACGUCACUGGCAAAGCAGGAAGUGAUGAGAACGAAGAGGAGCCAGGGAUGAAGGCUGUGUCCACCUCACCUGGGGGGCGCUUCCUCAAGUUUGACAUCGAGCUGGGGAGAGGCUCCUUCAAGACCGUCUACAAAGGUCUGGACACCGACACCUGGGUGGAAGUGGCGUGGUGCGAACUCCAGGAGCGUAAACUGUCCAAAGUGGAGAGGCAGCGGUUCAAGGAGGAGGCGGAGAUGUUGAAAGCUCUUCAGCAUCCCAACAUUGUGAGAUUUUAUGACUUCUGGGAGUCACCCUUAAAAGGCAAGAAGUGCAUUGUUCUGGUGACAGAGCUCAUGACCUCAGGGACCCUGAAAACUUAUUUGAAGCGCUUCAAGGUGAUGAAGCCUAAAGUUCUUCGGAGCUGGUGCAGACAGAUCUUGAAGGGCCUUCACUUCCUGCACACCAGGACGCCGCCAAUCAUCCACAGAGACCUCAAGUGUGACAACAUCUUCAUCACGGGGCCUACAGGCUCUGUCAAGAUAGGAGACCUGGGCUUGGCAACUCUGAAGAGGGCUUCCUUUGCUAAAAGUGUUAUUGGUACACCAGAGUUCAUGGCACCCGAGAUGUACGAGGAGCACUAUGAUGAGGCCGUGGAUGUCUACGCUUUCGGCAUGUGCAUGCUGGAGAUGGCGACAUCAGAAUAUCCCUACUCCGAGUGUCAGAACGCCGCUCAAAUCUACCGCAAAGUCACCAGCGGUGUAAAACCUGCCAGCUACAGCAAAGUAAGUGACCCGGAAGUGAAGGAGAUCAUUGGAGAGUGCAUCUGUCACAGAUGGGAGGAAAGGUACUCCAUCAAGGACCUCCUGAACCAUGCCUUCUUUGCAGAGGACACAGGCGUGAGGGUGGAGCUCAAUGAAGAAGAUGACGGCAAGAAAUCCUCCAUUGCUUUAAAGCUGUGGGUGGAGGAUCCUAAAAAGCUGAAGGGGAAGUACAAGGACACCGGAGCAAUUGAGUUCACCUUUGAGCUGGUGAACGAGGUACCAGAAGUUGUCGCGCAGGAGAUGGUGGAGUCUGGCUUCUUCUUGGACUGCGAUGUCAAGAUCGUUGGCAAGUCCAUCCGGGACCGCGUGGCUCUCAUCAAAUGGAGGAGGGAGCGCCUAGUCUCGUCGGGAAACGGCGAGGCGUCUGCGAAGAAGACGCCGCAGAACCUCCUGCAGGUGCCCGGUGCUGGUAGACCACAGGUGACAGCGACAGCCGCCUCAGACUAUGAAGACCAGGAGACGGAGCAGCAGACUUUGAUUUGCACCGUCCCCGUCACCACGUCCACCACAUCGGACAGUGGGGUGAACGCCACCAUGCAAUUGGAUGAUCUCAGCAAACAGCAAAGUGGCUCCUACCAAUCCCUGCCUGAGCCUAUCUGUACAGCUCAGGUGGUCUACAGCCCUCCUGUGCAGCCGGAGCCCCCAGUGCAGCAAGGGCCCUACCAACAAACCGCAGCACAGGCCUCACAUGAGCAGUACCCGCAAGAACCCACACAAUUACUUGAGGGAGCCUACCAGCAAAGCACAGGUCAGCUGCAUCCAGGGACCUACCAACAACCUGCUGCACAGUUGCACCCGGGGCCAGAUGAGUCUCAAACACGUCACAGCAGUGAUGCCUUUGUUAGCUGUGACUUCAUCAGUGUGUGUCCCAGGCGUGGAAGUGCUUCCCAGGUGGAGAUGUUGCAGUGUAAGACUCACUCAAGAGGCUCUCAUACCAGACACAACUUCUCUCCUAACGCCUCCCAACGCUCGUCGUUAUCGUCUGCUCUCUUGUCCCCCCAUCGAUGUUCUCAUGGUGACUCAGCAAGUCACUGCAGUUCACCUCUGAAGCCGCAGCGCCCCUCAGAGCAUACACUCGGCGUACCUCACAGGCCGCAGCCUCGCCACCACUGCGGAGCUUGUAUGUCUCUCCUCCAGGCGGACAGGACAAAGAGAAGUGGAUCUUUGGGACACACGCAUGUUCACUCUUUCCUGACGCCUGUCUCCAAGGCUGACUUCACUCCUCCUUCUGCUUCAUCAGAUCAUCACUCCCCACCUCUGAUUUUACCCUCCCCCCCGUCAAAUGCUGAUCUGUGCAGGAAUGUGCGUGACAGUGGACAUCUCAGUCUGCUUAACCACUGUCUCCAUCACAUCGUCAGCCGCAGAACAAGCUCCCCUACCCUCUCAGAAGGGGGCACUAUCAUCUCUCACCCCAGUUUGGACAGGAGGCUUCUGUUAUCAGCACAAGUGAGCAAAGGCAGACCAGAGCCACUGACAGUUUCUGCUCCAUCGACGCUGGCCCCUCCUGCACACCAGAGUAGACCUACACCCACAGCACAGAGCUUCCCAGCUGCAAUGCCCAUCCUACAGACGCAGCUCACAGCCCAGCCUAGCCAGGACCAGCGCUUACCUGCUGACCAGCCUGCAAGUCACCUGAGUCCUCCUGACUUAUCGAGCAGUUUCCCACAGUCUGGCACCAAUGCAGCUGCUCCUCUACUGCCCCUGCACAUCACCCCUGCACAGUUUCCCUCGUCAUCAUAUUGUGUUCAAGCAGGGGCCAUCAAGCCCCCUCCUUUCUCCUCGGCUCCUUUAGCUAGUAGCACUUACUACUUGCCUUCGCCCCACCACCCCACCAUUAUCCUGACUCCUCAUCCUGCCUCCAUUAGCACCCUCCAAAGCCCUCAGUCCACACCUCAGCCAGUGUUCCCUAUCCCACAUCUUGCCAUGAGCACGUCUUUGGCAGUAGCCCAGCAGCACAGUGGCCCAUCUACAUCCGAGCUAAACUCUUGUAGCUUCCAUUCCACACAUGCCUUACCUCUCUCCCAGGUACAAACCACCCCAUACCCUGUCCCCCACCCUGACCAACAACUGGCUGAACAGCCUGUCCAGGUGCAGACUGUGACUUCACAGGGGAAUUUAGGAGAUGUUCAGCUUUCGGCUCCAGUUCCACCAGUCCUACCUACUAAUCACAUGCCUCACUUGGGAAAUGGAACAGAAAUAAAAACUCCUGCAGCCGGCACGGACUUAAGUGUAGCACCUCCAUUUCACGCCUCGGCACCGCUCUCAGCUCCUGUGGAUAUAGAAACCCAAACCCAGGCACAAACGCCAGCUUUAAUCCAGCUCAAAAGUCAAGCGUCAGGCCAAGUGCUGGCUCAAUCAGCAACUUCAGUUCCAGUUGAUGCAGCAAUUUCUGCAUCACCGAAAAUCUCAUCUACAAUCACAGACGAUUCUUCCGCCAUAGGACAAACCCAACUCUCUGGACCGGGAUCGGCCAUGCUGCCAACUCAGCAUGCUGCCAUUGUUCCUGCUCCUGCUCCUGUUCCUGCUCCUGUCCUGGCUCCAGUGCUGCAGCCCUCUGGCAUCCAGACAGCCGUCUCAGGGGCAUCUGAAUGUGGAAGCCAGCCUACAACAUGGCAGAAAAAAGAAACGUCAUCAAGUUCUUGCACUUUACAGCAGGAUCCCUGCACAGAGGAAGUGUUUCUGGACAAAGCGGUAUCAUUGCCCAGCUAUGCCAAUGACAGCCCCUACUCUGACGUUGCAUCUGGCAAGGAAGCAAGUGACGGCUACGACAGCUUGGCCGGUGGAGGGAAGGGGGAAGGAAAACACAGGAAGCACCAUCGCAAGUCUGCCCGUACACGCUCUCGGCAAGAAAAGACGAGCAAACCCAAACUGAGCAUGCUCAAUGUGUGCAACACAGGUGACAAGAUGGUUGAAUGCCAGCUGGAGACUCACAAUCACAAAAUGGUGACAUUUAAGUUUGAUCUGGAUGGAGAUGCUCCUGAGGAAAUUGCCACAUACAUGGUAGAGAACGGCUUCAUCCUUCCGUUAGAAAAAGAGAUCUUCAUUGACCAGCUGAAGGACAUUGUGGAUAAAGCGGAAGACAUGUUAAAUGACGACAUGGAGGGAGAGAGGCUGUCUACUUUGAGUUGUAGUCCAAAACAAGGCCAGACGUCUGAUGGACACGUAGGAGAGAGUCCUCAGUCAGGAGCAUCCCAGCCUGUCUACCAGCAGAAUGUUCUUCAUACAGGAAAGAGAUGGUUCAUAAUCUGCCCUGUGGAGGAGACCCCUCUAUCCAGCCAGGAGAACACGUCUGAGGGCACAGCUUCGCAGUCUCCCGGAAGUUCAGCCAACACACAGCCUGCUGGCACUGCCAGGCCUUCUACAUCACGAGCUGAAGAAGGCUCCUCCUCUACAAUGUCUGGUGGUAGUGGAGGCUUCAUGCAUGACGUGUAUGGAUUCUGUAGUCCCCCGAUUAUGUCCAACACGGACCCGCUCCUCUUGGCCACUCUGUCUCCUCCUGUGUCUGCUCCCCCAGCCCUUCAGUCAGUACCAUCAAUGGAAGCCAUUAGCAGUGUCCAUCAAGCCCAGCCUGCCAGAGCUCAGACGUUGCCUCCAUCAUCUCCACAAAGCGCUUUUCAAAUGGACGAACCGCACGGAUCCCCUGUAGGCGCCGCCUCCCCCAGUCACUCUACUUUGCACGUGGCAGACAUCUCCUGUCCUGUUUCCGUGACAGACGAAGUGCCCUGCUGUCCUCUGGUCAUGCCCCUGUCCCUGGAUGUGAGCAGCUCACCCAGCGGGUCACCUCUCACUCCUCUUCCGCUGCAGGAGCCCGCUUCGGCUAAAGAGUCGCUGUCUCUCUCGUACGCUGCAGCGGCACGCAGCGAGCGCUCACAGCAGCCUGUGGUGCUUCACCAGCCUUUCUCUAGCGUGGGAGGGGCCAAGGUGUCCUCACUGCCCCAGAGCCCGGCGCCAACGCAGCAUGGCGGAGGACCUGGCGAGUCAGACGGUGAAGGACGCCUGGCCCGGGGAGGCUUUGUGGACAGCACCAUAAAAACUCUAGAUGAGAAACUUAGGAACUUGCUCUACCAGGAGUACGCUCCCAUGUAUCCGUCGGGUAGCGCUGCGGAGACACCAGGAUCUGGCACAGAAUACAUCCAAUCUCCUCCUGGUCCAGACAGUGCUACUGGAGGCUCAGGAAACAGUACACCAGGUCCAAUGGAGGAGGGCCGCUUCAGAGCAGGAGAACAACUGCCUCAAAUUCCAGAGAGAAUGGAUAGUUUGAGCACUCUAAGCGACUCGGCUGUGUGUGCUUCCCAUUCAAAGAGGCACGUUUCUCACUCCGUCUCCUGCUCUGGGGCAAGAGGCCGAUUUAAGAUCAUCUCAGUUCCUCCUGACGUGGCCAACAAGCGAGAUGUGAAGCAGAGGAGCUGGAGCAGCGUUGCCUCACCAGCGCAUCCCGCAGGUUACAAUGUUCCCACCGAGGCCAUGACUCCCUCCACCACCAUCGGUCGCUUCUCUGUAAUCAGCACCGAGGAUGACCUCACGCAGAGGACACGUAGCAGCCGCUACUCCGCCCCUCCCGACUUCUACCUGGACACGCCUCCCUCUGCGGCAAACCAGAGCUCCUUUCCUCACGCCAUCACCUCAGCCUCUGUGCCUGUGGACAUCACGGUCCACGCCCGCUUCCUCUCUUCCGACUCGGGGGCCGAGAGCAGCCCUGCCAAAGUGGCCCCGGCCACCCCGAGUCAACACACUCGCUCUGAGCGCAGAGGAAGCGACCUGAUGAAGAGGGCGGUGGCCUUCCUCAGACGUUCAGGGCGCAGCAGCAGCGUGCAGAGCUCCGAUUCUCCAAGCAGGCAUGGAGGCAUGCCCGGCUCCGCCUACGCCAGCAGCGAUAAUGACUCGGAGAUGGAGGACUCAGACAUGAAGAGAGAAUUACAGAGACUCAGGGAGAAACACCUGAGGGAGAUCUCGGAGCUGCAGGCCCACCAGCGAGGAGAAGUGGAGCUACUGUAUCGCCGUCUGGGCAAAGCCCCUCCCUCCGGGCUGACGUACUCGCACGCUGCACCGCCUGCAGGCCGCAGAAAAAGGUCUGGCAGGCACAGGCUGAAACCCGGCAAACUGCUCAGCCCUCUGGUGCAGCAAUUUCGACAUGUCACAAAUAAAAGCGGCGACUCCAGCAGAACCGCUGCUCCAGGAAGUGGAGAGACGACUGUGAGUUUAAACGGAUCUCCAGCCAGGGGAAACAUCGCCACUCAUGGCAGGGCCCGCUCCUCCACCAGCCACAUACCCAGCUCCACCCCAGAACCUGUGCAGACUCAGCAGCCCUGCUCCCUCAAGGGCUCCUUGUCAUCGGAUAACAUUUACGCUGGGAUGUACGGAGACGGCACCGGUGCACAAGCGCCGCCAGGACAAGGCUGGUCUAAUCACCCUCAAGCAUCUGAGAGAGUGACCUAUAAAUCCAGUAGCAAGCCCAGAGCUAGAUUUCUCAGUGGGCCUGUGCCUUUAUCUAUCUGGACGACGCUGAAGCGACUGUGUCUUGGCAAAGAGCGAGGCAACAGGUUUGGUGCCGGUUCAGGUGUGGUUAAUCCAUCGCAGCAGCCGCCCACCGGUGCCACACCACCUCAUCAGCCGGUGAUGGGACUGGCGCAGGCUCAAGCCAACAACAGCAACAACAAGACAGGAAGCUAUGCCGCCUCAUCUGUGAGUGCCGCUGAUAUCAACCUGCCUGAAGAUCUGCAAAGACUGAUGGACCACUGGGCCCAGGAGGUGCUAAUCGUCACUCACAGGCCGCGCACCAACUCCAUACGCAUCGGUGGGCAGCAGCUUCUGGAACAGAUGCUCCCCCCAACUCGUCAGCAAGUUGCAAGUACCUCAGAGGUGUCCUCAUGGAUGACCCCAGGUGUGGAAAGCAGCCACCCCGCCCUGUCAUGGCCUGAAAGCAGCAACAUGAGCAACAGAGCUGCUACGGGACCUGGCACCGUCUGUCAGCUCCUCUCGCCUGCUCCUGUUUGUCUCAGCCAAUCUCCUCGGGCGCCCCUCACCCUUCCUUCUGGAAUCUCUGCCUUUCCUGGUACGCCUUCAGCCCCGGAUGUUCUCUCUCCCAUCCCAAGUGCAGCACAUCAACAGGCGGACCCCAAAGCAAGAACUCUCUAAUCUGAAGUAGCAACGUGUCUUCCAAAAAAAAGGCAUUGUAGUCCAUGUGCAAAUAUUGUAUAUAGUGUAUUUAUUCUGUCAUUUGCAUACCUCAUGCUCAUGUGCAAUGCAAUGGUACUUUUCAAAAUGAUGAUUUAAGAAAAAAGUGCACUUUUUUUUUGGAAUUCUGCUCAUCAUCCACAAUCUUUAUGUGAGACAUGAACACACGUCUUUCUCUUUUCUGUGCGUUGUAAAGAUAUAAAAACAGGUAAGAAGAGCCAGUUAAGAAUGCACAUAAUGGGACGCACCCAUAAUGUCCCAUUACGUGCAUUAAUUACCUGCCUGUUUUUAUAUCUUUAGAACGCACAGAAACGAGAAAGACGUGUGUUCAUGUCUCACAGAAGCAUUAUGGAUGAUUGGCAAAAUUGCAAAAAAAGCAUUUUUCCUGGAAGUCACAGCUGGAAUGAGUUAAGUAGACAUGAUUUGUGUUGCUAACGUUGCCUUGUAUAUAGGAAGUGUGUACAUACAGUAGGUUGUGUUUGUAUCCAGUCAGCAGCAGAUGAUCCAUAGGCUGGUGCUGCAGCUUUGUGUCUCGGUCGGCAUCAUGGCGACACUGUGAAGACUUGUGGUCCCGAGGGCACGCUCUCUCUCUCUCCGUCCAAGGUCAGGGGUUCUUAGCUUUGUUUGCUUCCAGACCAGGAAUAUUCUUAAGAGAUUUGAAUGAACUUUACCUUCAGGUGAGAAUCACCUGUCAGUGUGUGCCUUGUAUUGCGGUUUCUGACGAUGAGCAUUUAGGGUUCAAAGCAAGUUAUUCUCUAUGUGUAUCCUUGAAUUAUGCCAUUAGAAUAAUCCACAUUACCCUCAUGCAGGCCAUAAAAGACUAGGGGUGUCACAAGAUCUCACGAGAUUUAAAAGUAAAAAGAUUUCUUGUUCACAAAAAAACUGGCUUGUGGGCACUAGGCCAGGGACGAUAAUAAAUAAACAAAUUAAUCACACAAUAAAUGAAAAUGAAGUGGAUAAUCAAUAUAUUGCCAUGUGCAUGCGUGUCUGUUUUCCUCGUCUCUCACCUCCAAACAGGCAGGAAGAGGGUUCACUCUGUGCAUUGCUUUCAGCACCUUGGCGCGUUUGUGCCAUACAAAAACAGCAUGAACGGAGUGAGCCCUUUUUUUUCCAGUCAUACUGUCUCUUUGCCUCGGUGGGUGGAGGCGGGGCCGCUAGCAUACACACAGAGUUCAGAAGAGUGUGACGUAGUCGGAAUUAUAUUCGUAGAUUGCAAUAUACAAGUCAAACCUGUCUUAGCGGCCACCUGCAUAGAACGGCCACCUGCCUAUAGCGGCCACUGAAAAAUCCCCUGCUGGAAAUUUAUAGACCCUGUGUAUAGCAGUCGCCCGUCUAACGCGGCCAGCGGCCACCCAUUUUGUAUCCCUUGGUCAAUAUCUGACCGCAUAUAGCGGCCAAAAUGCAGACUCAAGCAGAAGAUUCAUGCACGAAAAAGUUUCGUUUUUUUAAGCAAUGAAGCCGUCGUGUGUAGACUUUAACUACUGAGUCGUAGCUCAGUCACAAUCAUUCACAAGAUCCACACAAACGGUCAGCUGUUCGACAUAAAAAAGCCGUCUUCUUUUGAGCUUGUUGCAGACAGUGACACCGUUUAUUUCCUGGUGUGAGACAAUGUGCACUGGUCAAUACUGUAGUGCCCCUUGUUGUGGGGAAGGAGAGACUCACGUCCGAUGCACUUUAAUCGCUUUAUUAACAGCGGUUUAUUAACCUAGUAGUUCUUACAACUUUCAUCCGCAGUCCCACAGUGCCCUCUACUGGUCAACAUGUAACAGUAUAAUUAUAUGUAUCUGCAAGGACAACAAGCUUCUAAUCACAGACAUGUUAAUAUGUGCGCGCACACAUUCAAAAUGGCCACCAACCUGCCUAUAGCGGCCACUUUUGUCAUUUCCCUUUAGUGGCCACUAUAGACAGGUUUGACUGUAUUGUCAUUUAUUUUUAUAUUUUUCAUUGUACUUUUCUUAAAAGUAACCUUAAAAUCUCAUCUUGUCUCGUUGUUGUAGACCAGGGGUCGGCAACCUUUACUCUCAACAGAAUGAUAUUCAAGACUGGAGCCACAAGCAUAACACGAGUUUUAGUCUUUUUUUCAACAGAAUACAACAAACAGAAGUGCAGUCUGUGAGGCCUUUUUGUGUCCUUCCCGUGUUAAUUUGUAUAAUAUUAAAAUAAAAGGUAGCCCAUUUUAUCAUCCGCUUGUCCUCACUAGGGUCGCGGGGGGUGUGCUGGAGCCUAUCCCAGCUGACUUCGGACAAGAGGCGGGGCAACUUGGAACUUGGCAAUUUUUAAAAAGUUAACAAAUUUAGGAACGUUUAUUGAGGGGUCUGUAUUCAAUGUUUUUUUUAAUCUGAAAGAAAAAACAGCCACACAAAUGCUAGUGUUCUGUUUGUGUUUCUAACACUCCAUGCUGAUCUUUCUUAUGUUGGGGCAGUAACAUGUGACUUCUCUCUUCACACAGGACUGUAGGCUCUCAUUUGUGAUCCAUGUUGAUGUGUUCAUGGUUAGCUUACCGCAGGGACUGCACGCUCAAGAAGCCGCCUGCAGAUAAAGGCGAGGACCAUAGACGUGGAUGUCACGCAAGUUUCACUUCAAAGUAAUAUAAAAUAAUCCAAAGUAAAAUAAAAUCUAGUUAAUUACAUUCAUAAACAACCUUUUUUUUUCCCCCUUUUGUCAUGACCAAAAGGAGCCACAGCAAGGAGGCUAAAACGCCGCGGGUUGCCUACCCCUCUCGUAGACGCGAUCUUGUGUGUGGUCUCGUGUCAUGUGACACCCCUAUAAACGAUGUAAAAGACUGCAGACUUGUGUCGUUUUCCUCCAUUUGCCCGCGCGAAUAAAGUGGUAAUAUCAUGGAUGCCAUCAGUGUGAUGCCAAAGCUGAGUUUGGGGCGCAGGCUGGCACGCAUCCACGAUGACGCUGAGGGCGGAAGAUCGUGAGUCAGAAACGUAAGCGUCCCUUACCUCUUCUUAUGUGUAGCUUUACGUAGUGUUGCCUUUGAGCGUCGCAGUUUGGGUGGUGAUGGUUAAACCAAAAAAAAGUUAGACAAUUGAGUUGUAGAUAUAUUUUUAAGAGUCAAUACACAGUGGUGUAUUGGAAGUGUUUCAGCCUUGACGCUGGAAUUUAGAUAGUUUCAAAGUGCUUUUAGUUAGCCCUACUUUGUGUGUCUGUAACUUUAGUGAGCCGUGUUUGUUUCCAACUGGGUGUCUCUCCAAGAAGCGCUAUUGUGUGCUUUAUCCACUUUUUCUCCACUUGUCCAACGUAAUAGAUGCCAUAUAUCAAAUACAUAACAUUAAGGAGCGGGACAGGAGGACACAAACGUUAGCAACACUAGCAUAGCUAUGUGAGCUACAGUGCUAACAUUAAAGUCCCAUUUAAACAGCGGCAUCAUGCUAGAUUAGCCUAGUCGCUGAAGAAAAACAACAUGAUCAAACUCUGAGCUCCUACACCUGUAGAUAGUUGGCAAAGCUGCAGGCUGCAUUUGAUGUGAAGACGUGUAGUGAAGUGAAGCCCACCAGAAAGUGGUGGGCUAAUGUAGCAAUAAGUGGGUCAGGUGGUAUUGUGUCCAUGAGGAAGGAGGUUUUUCCUUAAUGAUGUGGAGCAAACUAGUGAGGGAGAUUUGUUAGAACCUCAUUAGAAUUGGGGGUGCAGCCCAGAAGCUUGUUUUUUAUUGGCUCUUGGCAUAUUGUAAAAUAAAAAUAAAUUAAUUAGGAUAUGAUAUUACACCAAUUUGCUUUGCCACCCAUAACACGGCCGUUACAGUUUGCAGGUACUGAUAUCCCAUUAGAAAAGUUAGCCAGGCUACAUCAAUUUCUGAAACACGGGGCAAAAUUGGCCAAUGAUGCAUUGCAUCAAUAAAUGUAAGGAUUUAUGCAUUUAAUUAACAUACCUUUGUUUUACUGUCAUAAAAGUAGACACUCUAUACUGGUAAAAUAAAUGUAAAAGGUUAAAAAAAAUGGAAUUUAAAAAAUGAAAAUAAAAUUGGGUAAUAAAUGAAUUAAUAAAAGGAAUUUCAUAGGGCCCUAUACACUGACCUACACUGGAUUGCUUUUAGCAUCUUUAAUGUAUGUAUGGAUGUAUGUACAGUAUGUAAUGUAUCAAUCCUUCAAUGUGACCCCUGGUGGAAGAGGUUGAGUGUCUCGGAGUGUGACUCAUGUCUGUAUUUGUAUUGACUGACACUGUUUCAACAUUAUAGUUUAUGAUAUAUUUUAUUUGAAUAACAUAAUUCACACAGAGGAAUUCACCUCCUAACAUGUAACUUUUUUUUUCUCUGUAAAACAUCUCCUUUGUUGUGCUGGGCUCAUCAUUGUUACCGCUUGUAAUGGACUUUAUCAAUGCUUUGGCCUGCUGCCUCACCAUCCUGGUGACAAACAUCACCAUAGUACAGUAUAGAUAUAUACUGUAUAGAUAUAUAUACUUGAGGAGAGAAAGAAAAUAAAUGCAGUUUUGGCUUGAAAGCAUAA
Molecule: messenger RNA, 12661 nt
Organism: Dunckerocampus dactyliophorus (ringed pipefish)
Lineage: Eukaryota; Metazoa; Chordata; Actinopteri; Syngnathiformes; Syngnathidae
Gene: wnk2
Product: WNK lysine deficient protein kinase 2
Exons: 32
Coding region: 645-8174 (2509 amino acids)
Biological process (GO): positive regulation of potassium ion import across plasma membrane; intracellular signal transduction; negative regulation of sodium ion transport
Cellular component (GO): cytosol; cytoplasm
Molecular function (GO): potassium channel inhibitor activity; protein serine/threonine kinase activity; chloride channel inhibitor activity
Source: RefSeq, a predicted model, not a curated record